AUGUCCGAGGACAGUCAGUCCACAGAGUCUAUGCCACCUUCGGCUGAACAAUCUGACUCUGCUGGUCCUGGUCCUGCAAACGCACACAAUACCAACAAUACUGAUUCUCCAUCAUCACCGGCACGGAGCAAAUCUCGCCAUGCCGCCCCAGCCACCAAAAUUGCAACAACCACUGAAAGGCCCGCAGAGGCCAAGACUGCUAAUUCCAAUGUUGCCGUUGCUCAGUCGCAACCCAUGACUGUCUCUAAUUCGACGUCUUCAGAAAUGACCUCAAUUACUGACGCCGCAAGCAAUGCGGCCGCUCCUUACAGCACACGCUCGCGUGGCCGUACUAAUGCAGCACGUCCAAACUAUGCUGAAGAUGUUGAAAUGGACUUUGAAUUAACAAGUCCUGCGUCCAACGCCAAGUCUGCUGUGCAUUCUGCUAAACGAAAUGGCAUUUCAAGUGUCAACGGCUCUCCUUCAGCAGCUACAGACAGCGAAAAAGGCCCAGCUGCCAGUACCCGAAAGGGCCACACUGCCACCAACGGCUCUCAAGCCAAUGGUGUUGCCAAGGACUCUAUUCCCGGCACCUCGAGUUUCUCCACAAACGGCACCAGCAAUAAUAAUGCUUCAUCAGCAGCGCGAAAGCGAAAGCAGCCACCCAGUGGUGCUACGGGGGCCAAUCCCAACGGAUCUGCUAAACGCGUUCACACUACGUCUGGAUACAAACAUGAUAUCCGACUAUCGAACAUGAUGACUUUUGAGAAUUCUGGUGCGCGCUUGAGGAAUGGUAAACUGAAAGCUGACGAUGGCUCGUUUCUUGAAGUGAAUGAUCAUGUCUACUUGAUUUGCGAACCCCCAGGUGAGCCAUAUUACUUGGGUCGCAUUAUGGAGUUCCUACCAGGAAAAGGAAAUCCAACCGGCCCCGUCGAAAUGAUUAGGGUCAACUGGUACUACAGACCAAAAGACAUUCAACGCAGAGUCCCAGAUCCCCGUUUGGUUUUCGCUUCAAUGCAUUCCGAUCCGUGCCCACUUUCCUCCCUACGAGGCAAGUGUACUAUUAAGCACGUAUCUGAAAUCGAGAACCUUGAAGAGUAUCGCAAGCAAAGAGAUUGCUUUUGGUACGAGAAGAUGUUUGAUCGGUACAUGCUCCGCUAUUACGAGGUCGUUCCCACGAAGGAGGUGAUCAAUGUACCGAGUCACGUUAAGAAAGUUCUUGACGAGCGAUGGAAGUUUGUGCUGUGUGAGACAAACAGGAAGAAGGAGCUUACGGGUGCGGUCAAAGCCUGUACUAAGUGUGGGUUGUAUGCUGCUAGCGUCGACUCGGUGGACUGUGCUGUGUGUCACAGCACCUACCACAUGAACUGCGUGAGGCCGAAAUUGGUCAAGAAGCCAGCACGCGGAUUUGCAUGGGCUUGUGCUUUGUGUAGCCGAGCACAGGAGCGCAAGUUGGAAGCUCGCAAUACUCCCCUGGUUGGCGAAACUCUACCUGACAUUGAAGAGGAUCUGCCGGAAGAGGAGGAGGAAGAGCAAGUCAACAACAAUGCUGCCGUUGGUACCGAGCGAAGCAGUCCUGCGGCGGACGAGGACAAGAAACCAGCACCCGCCACAGCUGCUCAAAUUUCCCAGGCGAAAAUGUGGCCGUAUCGAUAUUAUGGCGUUCAUUGUCAAUUGGAAGAUGCUUUAGACUAUGACGACCGCAUUUAUCCUCGAGCAAGCUCUCGCCUUGGUACCCGUCAUCAGGCUGUUGUCAGUCCGUGGUACGGAAGACCUGUCGAGUAUGUCAAGUGUGCCGACAACAAAAAGAAAAACAAAUCGAGCAAAAGCGGAUCAAGCAAACAGUCCAAGGCAGUUCAAGCAGCUAUUGAGGCCGAAAGACAGGAGAGAUUGAAACGUCCCUGGGUCAUGGAUGAGCCCCCGGGUUACAUUCCCCGAGGCGAGGAUGAACCCAUCGUGAUCAACGACAAAGAAGUUCGCACUGCACAGCUACUCUUUAAGAUGCCCGAGCCUGGUGAGAUUCCCUCUACCAGAGGAGAAGAUGACGGUCCAGCGCCCGAAAUGAGCCAGGAAGAGCGCGAGAAAUUCAUCGACGAAUACAUGAACAGAGCUAGAGACCUCGCGGCGGAGAGGGGUCUUCCACGAUAUCAUACAAACUUCUUGGACAAGGCUUUAGAGUAUCUUUACUCCGAGAAAUUCAAUGUUGAGAGUGCACUCAAACGCCUGAAAAAGGCAGAUCUUUACAAGGAUCUGAAAGAGCCAAAACUUACCAAAGAUCAAAAGGCUCUUUUUGUCGAGGGUGUUUCGAAAUAUGGAUCUGAAUGGCUGAAUAUUCGCCGACACAUUGGAAACAUCGAGCCCCGACAUGUCGUUCGUUAUUAUUACAUGUGGAAGAAGACACCAGAAGGACGACGUGUAUGGGGUUCAUACGAAGGACGUCAUGGAAAGAAGGAGGCGAAACGUGCAGACUCUACAUCUAAAUUACUGGACGAUAUUGCCGAUGAAGCGGACGAUUCAGCAUUCGACAAUGAAAAGGCAAGCGAGAAGAAACGCGGCUUCCAAUGCAAGUUCUGCUUGACUCGUUCUUCGCCUCAAUGGCGUCGUGCGCCACUUACGCUCCCUGGUGCGACCGUGCCAGCGGAGCCCUCGUCAAAGAAGGCAGACAAAGGUCCUCAGCUCGCGGUAGCAUUGUGCCAUCGAUGUGCAAUCUUGUGGAGGAAAUACGCAAUCGAAUACAAGGAUGCAGAUGAAUUAGCGAAGAAGCUACAGGCAAGUGGGAACAAAGCUUGGCGUCGCAAGCUGGAUGAUGAAUUAUGUGCUCAAGCGUUGGUUCAACAGGAAACUCCACAGAUCAUAGCUACACCUCCGACAGGGACUGGGGCGAAUACUCCCUCCGCAACUGAAGCAGCAGUAGAGCCACCCAAGAAAAAGGCCCGAACGGCGGCAGAGAAAGAUAGUGCCAGCGCAUCAGCUAGAAACUCUGCGGAGCCACCACCGAAGAAGAAGGCUGUCGAAAAGCCCGUGGAGCCUCCACCAAUCAUUCCAGAUCCGCCUCGUGCGAAAAUAUUACCUUGUGCCAUUUGCAGAAAACCCGAUCCUACUGGAGAAUAUAGCGUUACAUGCAGAGAUUGCCGACUUACCGUCCACCGCAGUUGCUACGGAGUGGAACAAGAUAGCUCUCAUCCAAAAUGGCUUUGCGAUAUGUGUUCGAACGACCGCAAUCCAAUAGUUUCAACUCGAUAUGAAUGUGUCUUGUGUCCUGUUACUUUGACAGAGCAAGAGCUGAUGGAAGCUCCCAAGUCUUCGAGUCAUAAAAAGAAAACCGAACGCGAUCGGGAGAAGGAAAGGAUGGAAAAGGAGAUGGUGGUUGAAGCCAUCAAACUGUAUCAGCAACGACAAGAGGCUGUCGGUAAACCUAUUCAUCCACGCGAGCCAUUGAAACGGACUGUUGGCAACAACUGGGUUCACGUCAAUUGCGCAGUUUGGAAUCCAGAGAUUAAGUUUGGAAAAGCCGAGGAGAUGGAACCAGCGGAAGGUUUUGGACUCAUUCCCCGAGAGCGUUAUCGCGAGGUAUGCAAAAUCUGCAAGACAUCCAUUGGAGCAUGUGUGUCAUGUCAUUUCCCAGGUUGCAAUGCCAAGUUCCACGUGGGAUGUGCACACCAAGCAGGCUACACCUUUGGAUUUGACGUGACACCAGUCAAAGGCUCACGCAGGGAUUCGACAAUCACCAUGAAGAUGGGUGGUGAGAGUGGCUCCGUUUCACCAUGCAUCUGGUGUCCCAAUCACGCCGUCCAGUCUGUUGUGCAUGAUAUGAGCGAGCCCACUGAACAGAAUAAUUUGACUGCCUUGGAGCUGUACGUACGGACGUAUAAGCAAGCGGAUCUCACCAUGACAGGCACAGUUCGCAAGGCGGCACAUGUACAACAGCAACAUGCUCAAUCCAUGUUGCAGAGCAAUGGAUCCGGUCAUGCAAAUCGGCGAGCAUCUCUUAUCAACAAUGCUGGCUCAACUAGUGCGUCCGAGAGACGGAAUUCCACAUCCACCAUCCAAGAUCCAGCCGAAGUGAUUCAGCCUAGUACACACGCAGAGCCUCCACGUCCACAGGUCGAAUACAAAACCUGCAUAUAUUGCAGGUCCACUUGCAGUCCCCGAUGGUGGCCCGUCCAGCAGUAUCCACUUAUGAGCAAUAUGAUGAGCAACGGCAUGAAUCAUUUGAUGAACGGCGCGCCUCCCAUGCACUCACGAACUCUAUCGCAGACAUCAAACUCGUACGUGAAUGGGGAUGGCAUUAGGCAGAGUGAGCAGGCUUACGAAUGCCACAAGUGUCAUAUCAAAAAGCCUGCGGCAGCAUUACAGCCUCCUGAAACACUCCCUGCCGGAGCUUUCACAGCACAAACUCCGCGAGGCACGCUUUUGCCAGCACCACGACAGCCAGAAUAUCCUACAUACGCACCUCACGGCAAUCCCGGCCCUUUACCGAAUGUUUUGGCAACCCGUCCUGGACCGCCUCCUCCUCCGGGGCCAGCUCCAUCAGGGCCUGAGUGGUACAGCAGUUAUGACAAGCGUUUGGGUAGUCAUGGAGGACCUCAGACCAAUGGAUACGGGCAUGGUCAGCCUGCUCCAUAUGCCGGUGGACCUUUACCUCAAUUGAACGGAUAUGCGAGCGGGCCACCACCAACAGCAACGACUUUACCUUCACUUCCACCUGCAUCUGCACCGUCUCAUGCUCAUCCAAGCCCUGGUCCUGGUCCUGGUCCAAGUCCCCUUUUGCCUCCAACUCCUCACCACCACCCACCACCAGGACAUUAUGGACCGAUGCCAUCCAACUUACCUCCGCCACCGCCGCAACCAACGCAUUCUUAUGUCGGCUCUGCCAUGGGCGUACCGUCGAUGCUCUCACCUCGUGCACCGCCAGCUCGGCCGUUUGGCACGUCCAUGUCUCCUCCAGAUUUGAACGCAACUCUACAUCGUUCAUCACCGUCGCAUGGACUCAAUACUGGACCACCGCGAUCGAUGAUGUAUCCUGUUGAUCGUUACGCGUCGGCGCCUUCAUUAGGCAAUCCACAUACCGAUACACAGCCGGGCACGACUGACGAACACGCAUCGCAACCCAGUGGACGAUACACUGGACCUGGACCUAGCGGGCAAGCUGGGCCAAGCACGAAUGGUGGUAGCGGAGCCAGCGCAAGCCCUUCUUUGAAGAACUUACUUUCAUAGUGUCAGCGCACAUUGACUUGUUACUCGCCUAGAAGGCACCAACCCAUCUAAUGAUGAAUUGUACAAUAUUAGUUCUUUCAUCUUUUGACCUUGUUUGAAUUUUUUUUUUUGGUGCGAAGAAAAGAAGAUGGCAUUGUGUUUUGGAAUUUAUCAUUUUAUUUAUUUUCUAUAUCCUCAUUGUACGCGGCGUUCCUUUUGUAGAGAACCCGAGGAAUUUCUUCGACCAAGUUAGUUUAUUAUUUUAGAUGUGAAUUGCGAGAAGAAUUGAUUGUAUUCAACCU
Talaromyces stipitatus ATCC 10500 is the source of this 5477-nucleotide messenger RNA. RefSeq names its product PHD finger and BAH domain protein (Snt2), putative. Gene Ontology annotation, biological process: histone catabolic process. NCBI's taxonomy places the organism in Eukaryota, Fungi, Ascomycota, Eurotiomycetes, Eurotiales, Trichocomaceae. Bases 1 to 5196 code for a protein of 1731 amino acids. The transcript has 3 exons. Gene Ontology annotation, molecular function: ubiquitin-protein transferase activity; chromatin binding. The record is from RefSeq and is a predicted model, not a curated record. Gene Ontology annotation, cellular component: Lid2 complex.